GAGCUAUUAAAGGACAAAGACCUUUUACAUAAAUAUGGUUGCGCCAAAUUUGACAUAACUCCACCAGAGAAGAAGAAGAAGAAGAGAGAAAAGAAAGAAAAGAAAGUAGAAGAAGAGAAGAAAGAGCCAGAGCCAGAGCCAGAGAAAAAGAAAUUUGACAUGUAA
This is a messenger RNA of Trichomonas vaginalis G3, 165 nucleotides long. RefSeq lists its product as uncharacterized. The record is from RefSeq and is a predicted model, not a curated record. The annotation marks the transcript as partial. The transcript has a single exon. NCBI's taxonomy places the organism in Eukaryota, Parabasalia, Trichomonadida, Trichomonadidae.